Molecule: messenger RNA, 2286 nt
Organism: Stylonychia lemnae
Lineage: Eukaryota; Ciliophora; Spirotrichea; Sporadotrichida; Oxytrichidae
Source: the annotation of a GenBank genome assembly
AUGAAUGGUUCCAAAGAGCUUUUCAGAAACCUAAAAAUUGAAAAUCGAAAAGAAAACUAAAAGGUUCAAAGACUGUAGAUAUAAUGGCAUCAUAUUUUAGAAAGACAUUAUCUCCAUUCUCUGAUAAAUAUAUGUAUCUAGAUGAGAAUCAAAAGAUGGAGAAAGAAAGAGAUAUGGAUAAGAUGGACAGCCAAAUAUACUAUUCUAGAAAAUGUCUACUAAAUUUAAAAAUCUUGGAAGGAUGAAUCAUCUCCAAUCAAUCUCAGACUCGAAGAUUCAAUGAAGAAAGCUUUUAAUAAUCGAGCAGAGACUAUUGGAAUCAUGGGACAGAUAAAAAUAGAAGCUCUUGAAAAGCCAGGAAUCAUGAAAUAAGAACAACAAACUACAAAGAACAUUAUUAAUCCUAGCAACUACAAUAAUUUCAUGAAUGCCAUCCUAUCUGAAACUGAAUUCAAUUAAAACUUUUUGGCGCCUAUUUAAGAUAAGCUCAAAAGAAAUUUGAUUACUGAUUUGAGAAGGACUGUAAGCAAAAGAAAAAUGUAUGAGGAAAAAAUUUAGCAAUAUUCAAUGAGAAAAUAGUAAAGUAAUAGAGAAGAAGUUGUAAAAACUGAUCAGACAGUCUAAUUGAGUGUCCAGUAUUAAGAGUAAACAAUCAAUCAAUUUGAUAGAAGGAAUACUUGGUAAAAAAGAAAGAUGCGAUCCCACCAUUUAUUAAAAUCUAGGGCUCAAUUUAUACCAUAGAAUUUAUCUCCUUCUGUUAUGUAUCAAGAUAUUGUUGAUGGCUUAUCUGAUGUUAAGAAGCCAUCAGUGCCUGAUUUUGGUUUCUAAUUUUAUGAGAAUUCAUUCAUCUAAUAGUCAUUUACGCCUAAAAAUUAUGAAACUGAUGAGAAUACUAAGUACUGGAAAGAAUUUUUCAAAUUUGCUGUUAAGACUAAAAAGUAUGAGAGACUUCAAAAUUUCAUUGAGUAUAGACAUGAAUAGAAAUAGCAAGUUGAAAAAGAAAAGCAUAAAAAGAAGCAUAGAAAAAGUGGCAAAAGAAGAAUUAGACAAGCAGUGACAGGAUACUUAGCCUAGGUUACUUACAAUGAGAUAAUGAAGGACUAAGGUAUAAAAUUAGUCAAGAAAAGAGAAAGUGGAUUAAUUAAGUUUGAAAAUAUCUAAGAAAAUAAGAGAAGUAGUGCUACCACUAGCAAUGGAACCGUAAAAAAAGUUAACUUUCAGGAAGACUAGUCAAAAUAGUAAGAGUAAGUUUUGCCUUAGUAAUAGCAGUAACCAAAUGCUGUUGAAAAUAAAUCCUCUAAAAAAAUAUCUUAAGUUUUGCCUUAAAACUAAGCCUUGUCCCCUCAGUAGAAGCAAACUAGUUUUACUAACAUAACUCAAACUCAUUAGUAGCCUUAGAAAACUGUGAUUCAAAAUCUUACUGAAAUUAAGCGGUUAAUAAUGCAUCAAGCAAUAUACUAGUAAAUGUAAGCUUAGUAACUGAACAUUUAGGAUUUAAAGAGUAAUCUCAAAAAUAUCAAAGACAUGGCUAAGAAAAAUAAAAAGGAGAUUAAUUUAAUUAGGUACAAAAAUUAAAACCUCGUCCCUUCAAGGAAGAGACCUCAAACAGCAAAUAAAACUCAACCAGUGUCACCAAAGGUUUAUGAAAAUUUGAUAAUUAGUCCAAAGGAAUCUCAAGUUGAGACUACAUUUUAAACUUAUCGAAGUAAUAGAGGGGCAUUUUUAUCUCCUGAUUAAAAGAUGUAAACUGGCAGAUUUGAUGAUAAACCAUCUGGAUACUUUGAUUUAUUACUAAAUAAAGAUAAGGCUUCUUCCUAAAUAAUUUCCCAACCUACUUUGAAAAAAUUUAGUAGCGAAUAGUCUAAACUUAAUAUGGAUAUAUAAAAGGUGAUAACUAAUGAAUCUCAAAUCUAGCUAAACAAUUAAAAGAUAAUAAAAAUUGAUCCAACUAUUGUGAUAAAUAAAAAAAAAAGGUAAGGGUCAAGGAGGAAUUUACAAGUAUAGUCUUCAGCUAUUUAGUCAAGAGCGAAUCUCAAUUCCUAAGUUAAAUUUAAAUAAUCCCAGCAAGUAAUUUCUCCUCCAAAUAAAAGCUAAGUGAAGCAAAAAGUGUAAUUAAAAGCAAAAGUCUAGAAUGAGUAACCAUCAAUAAUUAAGAAAGGAAGAAGGAUCGUGAAACUUAAGGAGAUUUUACUCGAAUAAAUGGAUGAAUCAAUAGUACCAUUAUGCUAGUAAUUAGACUUCAAAGUUGAAAACCGAUUAAAUAAUGAUACUAGUGUGUCAUUUUGA